CAUUUCAAGCGGUGAGAAGCUAAGUGCAGUACUUGUAUUUUAGCGUCCUGCCAUCGUAAGAAGAUGAAGGUCUACUAUUUUCCCAUCGUACUGCUGUUUUAUUGCGCUGCUCAAGCCAAUGGGAACAGCCCGCCUCAGUUCGUAGCGCCACCUAUACUUGUGAUUAAGGAGGAUCGUCCGAUAGGGUUUGUUGUUGGGACACUAAGGGCUACCGACUCAGACGGAAACAGCCUUUCGUUCAGUGUUUCAGCCAGUGGAUCUGCAUUCAACCUCGUCCAGGUCUCUAACAACCCCGGCAGCGCUGAGGCAAACAUCACGUUAAACUCUCAACUAAAUUAUGAGACAGUCACAAUGUUUGAUGUUGGGUUCACUGUAUCUGAUGGCGUUAAUACGCUAACCAGAACUGUCACUGUAUAUGUCGUCAACGUAAACGACAACGCACCUCUCUUCAACAAGGCUCGUUACAUUGCAGAUGUUCUGGAAAGCACUCCGGUGGGGGCCAAAAUCCUCACAGUGGAAGCGACGGACCCAGAUUAUGGCCCACCAACAUACUAUUUCUACUCAAAGGAUUCAGGUUCCAUCUCGCAGAACGUCGGUAACUUUAGGAUUGAUCAAACAACAGGGAAUAUUACACUUACAGCUCCGUUGGAUUUUGAAACGAAUGCACAACACACUUUGAAUGUUAUGGCUAGGGACCAAUACGGUUGGAACAGCACAGCCACGGUCUAUGUAAGAGUUGGGGACGUGCCAGAGGAACCACUCACAACAUCACCUCAAGAUUGCUAUGAUGUGUUCAAGACGGGUAACACCACACCUGGUGUUUAUACCGUGUAUCCUGGCUCUGACGUCACAAAGUCAAAACCCCCAGCAUCGUUGAUGGUUUACUGUGAGGACGGGUGGACUUAUCUUCAGCGGAGAUCGGGCUACAGAAACCAUUACCCUGUCAACUUCGAUAGAGAUUGGAAUGACUAUAAAGAUGGCUUUGGCGAUCUUCGUGGUAAUUUCUGGCUUGGAAAUGAGAACAUCCACUCUCUGACGAAGAACAAAGCAUACAAACU
Molecule: messenger RNA, 1058 nt
Organism: Lingula anatina
Lineage: Eukaryota; Metazoa; Brachiopoda; Lingulata; Lingulida; Lingulidae
Biological process (GO): homophilic cell-cell adhesion
Cellular component (GO): membrane
Molecular function (GO): calcium ion binding
Source: RefSeq, a predicted model, not a curated record